CUGAGCAGGCGGGGGCAAAAUCGUCUUUUACUAUAUCGGCUCGGCUAUUAGUAUAUAGUAAAUAUCAUUUAGUAUAAAACAGUUCGUUUUGAAUUAUUCAUAGAAGGUACCAAGCUUAGUUGCUGAAAAUUUCAUCUUAUUUGGAGAGAAAAUGCAGCGUCUAAUCCUCAUAUCAGCCUAUUGCAUGCUAAUGUCAAUGGCUUUCUUCAAGGUGUGCCAUAAUGCAUGCACAGAAUCAGAGUGUGGUGACCAUGAUGAUCAUCGCCUUGCUAUUCAUGUCCCGGUCAAUCGCGCCCGUUGUCGUGGUGGUUAUUUUCAGCAGCAGAGCGACAAGACGGUUGUUGAGCAGAAGCAAAUGUUAGUAAAAUUCUUUGUGAAACACAUAGAUUAUAAGCACCAGAAAAUUCAAGUACAUACUCCAGAUGAUUGCUUUCUCCUAAAGCAAUUAGAAACCCCAAGCAUGAAACCAAUGUUCUCUCCUUUGAACUUCUCAGAAUAUCAGCCGUAUCAGUGCAUCAGCUUAUUCAACUGUCCCACAGCUAAUUAUCCGCACAUGCAAGUCCCCUGCCUCAGUGACCUGGUAUACAAAAAUAUCUAUGCCGUUUCUUCGGAGGUUCAAGCCCCACAGUACUGUACAAAGAUGUAUGAUUUAAUAAAUCCAUACGGACCUAUGCAUCCGGGUAACUAUUUUUGGUAUCCAGAUAACUAUUUUUUGUAUCCAGAUAACUAUUUUCGGUGGUCUACACCAAAUUGUACAGAAUGUGAAGCGAAGCGUAAGAAGUGUCAAUUGAAGAUCAACGGCACCGAAAGUGAAAUUGAAUGUGUUCAUUUUAGCAAACCAAGUGCAACAAAAACAUUAGUGUCUACAGGUGCAACUGUGACUACAAUCAUUUUACUAAUAUUGGUGACUGUAUUCUAUAGAUCUGAUAAAAAGGAAAGAGAGAAUCAAUUGAAAAUUGAAAAAUUCCUAGAGGAUUACAAAGCGCUCAAGCCAAGCAGAUAUUCCUACGCAGAUAUUAAAAGAAUUACAAAUCAAUUUGAGGACAAGUUGGGCCAAGGAGCGUAUGGAACUGUUUUCAAAGGGAAGCUUUCAUCUGAAGUUUUUGUUGCUGUUAAAGUCCUCAACAAUUCCGAAAAAGGAGAUGGGGAAGAAUUCAUCAAUGAGGUGGGAACAAUGGGUCAUAUCCAUCAUGUCAACGUGGUUCGCAUGGUUGGCUUCUGUGCAGAAGGAUUUAGACGAGCUCUUGUUUAUGAGUUUUUCCCCAAUGGUUCGCUACAGGAUUUCAUUUCAUCAGCAGACAACAAGAAUUCUUUCCUUGGUUGGGAUAAGUUAAAAGAUAUUUCUCUAGGCAUUGCCAAAGGAAUUGAAUAUCUACACCAAGGAUGCGAUCAACGAAUUCUUCAUUUUGAUAUCAAACCUCAAAAUGUUUUGCUAGAUCAAAACUUCACUCCAAAAAUUUCUGAUUUUGGGAUGUCCAAGUUGUGUGCCAAGGAUCAAAGUAUAGUGUCAAUGACUAUGGCUAGGGGGACUAUAGGCUAUAUUGCGCCUGAAGUGUUCUCCCGGAAUUUUGGAAAUGUGUCAUAUAAGUCAGAUGUCUAUAGUUUUGGAAUGUUGUUGCUCGAGAUUGUAGGAGGGAGGAAGAAUAUUGGUGAAACCAUGGAUAACUCUGGGGAAGUAUACUACCCAGAAUGGAUACAUAAUCUUUUAGAUGAAGGGGAAGACCUUCGAGUCCAUAUUGGGGAAGAAGGAUCGAGAAUAGAUUCUCGAAUUCCAAAAGAACUAGCAAUUGUAGGCCUUUGGUGUAUCCAAUGGCACCCAAUGAAUCGUCCAUCCAUGAAAUCAGUGGUUCAGAUGUUGGGAGGAAGAGAAAACUUAACCAUGCCACCUACCCCUUUUGCCUCUACAGGUCCUACAAGAACUAAUGCAACAAGUCGCCCGGCUGCAAGACGCUUCAACCUCGACUUAGAAGCAAUUGUUGAAUUAGAGUAAAAAUGUUGAAUUAAUUAUUAUUUAUGCAUCGAGAGUUUGGAAAUGUAUGUACAAAUUAGUUAUAUGUGCCAAAGUUU
Molecule: messenger RNA, 2067 nt
Organism: Rosa chinensis
Lineage: Eukaryota; Viridiplantae; Streptophyta; Magnoliopsida; Rosales; Rosaceae
Product: rust resistance kinase Lr10
Exons: 3
Coding region: 152-1990 (612 amino acids)
Biological process (GO): protein phosphorylation
Molecular function (GO): ATP binding; protein kinase activity
Source: RefSeq, a predicted model, not a curated record